AUGCGUUUCACUUUGAUCCUUUUGCUCUGCGCUAGCUUGGCUGCGGUCAAUGCCGAUGUGGUCUCUGGAAAUUUCUCUGACAAGGUCGUUGUCGCUCGUAGUGAUACGAAAGAAAAAAACCCAUGUGCAAACUGUGAACUAGGUACGCCUAUGCCUACUACGACGAGGACUCCAACAACUACUUGGUGCUGGACCACUGCCACUCUCACCCCUCCACCUCAAACAGGAGUCGUCGUUCCCGCUGAGCCGCCACACGGGAGCGGGGCUUCCAGUAGAGUCUGGUCUACCCCCUUGGUCCAACCCACUCCAGAGAGCACCAUGCCCGUGUUCAAUGGUGCUUCAUCUCUCCAGAAAUCUCUAGCCGGGCUUAUCCCCGGUCUCGCCAUCGCAAUGGCUCUAAUCUAA
Messenger RNA from Penicillium taxi, 405 nucleotides. RefSeq lists its product as uncharacterized. The transcript has a single exon. NCBI's taxonomy places the organism in Eukaryota, Fungi, Ascomycota, Eurotiomycetes, Eurotiales, Aspergillaceae. Bases 1 to 405 code for a protein of 134 amino acids. The record is from RefSeq and is a predicted model, not a curated record.